Epinephelus lanceolatus (giant grouper) is the source of this 1119-nucleotide messenger RNA. Its product is annotated as C3a anaphylatoxin chemotactic receptor-like. Gene Ontology annotation, molecular function: G protein-coupled receptor activity; complement receptor activity. Lineage: Eukaryota; Metazoa; Chordata; Actinopteri; Perciformes; Serranidae. Gene Ontology annotation, biological process: complement receptor mediated signaling pathway; phospholipase C-activating G protein-coupled receptor signaling pathway; positive regulation of cytosolic calcium ion concentration. Gene Ontology annotation, cellular component: plasma membrane. The record is from RefSeq and is a predicted model, not a curated record.
ACAAUGAUGGAAAAGAACACUCCCCCUUCCUAUCACAUCAAUACAACAGAUGUGUCUGGAAAAAAUGGCUCUAAUUCUAUCAACAAGUAUGCUGAGCUGGGAAGCUCUCUCCACACUAUGUCUCUCAUUGUUUACUGCCUGGCCUUUGUUCUUGGUGUGCUCGGGAAUGGAGUGGUUAUCUGGGUGACCGGAUUCAAGAUGAAGAAAACAGUGAACACAGUUUGGUUCCUCAACCUCGCUGUGGCCGACUUCCUCUUCACAGCGUUUCUGCCCCUGAAUGUGGCGUACCUGGUUUUGGAUUUCCAAGGUUCUUUUGGUGAGUUCAUAUGCAAACUGAACAGCACAUUAAUCUCCCUGAACAUGUUUGCCAGUGUCUACAUUCUGAUGGUGAUCAGUGUGGACAGAUAUGUAUCUGUGGUGUGGCCCAUCUGGACCCAGAUCCAUCGAAAUGUACACAAGGCAUCGUUUGUCAGUCUGGGUGUUUGGAUACUGGCUCUGAUUCUCAGCACUCCAUACUUCAUCUUCAGGGACACUGAACCUUCACAAAACAAUAAAGACAUUAUCCACUGCUUAUACAGCCUUUUCCUCUGUAAAGAUGAUGAAACACUGUCUGUGAAUCAGCUGCGACAGUUUCGUCAUCAGGCCUUGACCAUCACCCGCUUCCUAAUGGGAUUUGUUGUCCCCUUCACUGUCAUUGUCUCCUGCUAUGCUGUGGUAAUCCAUCGAAUCAGAGAACACCCCAUCCUGGCCAGGCAGUCAAAUCGCCCCUUUAAGAUCAUCGCUGCAGUUAUCACCACUUUUUUCCUGUGCUGGGCUCCCUUUCACAUCAUGGCUUUAAUUGAGUUAGUAAACUUCAUAUCUGCUUAUCAAAGUGAAACAUUAUUCAAUGUCACCACUAUUGGGAUCCCACUAACCACCGGCAUGGCCUAUAUCAACAGCUGCUUGAACCCAGUGCUGUAUGUGUUCAUGGCCCAAGAUUUCAAGGAUAAAGUCCGCAAAUCCAUCAUGAAAAUAUUAGAGACUGCAUUUCAGGAAGAGGUUUCUGGCUCUCAAACUGACGCAAAGUCAGCGGACACCAGUCAGAGCAAAGAGACAUCAGCUCAUAAUACUGCAGUAUAA